GACAGUUCAACCUUUAUGGCUUUUGUCCCUUUACGUCCGAUGACCAUUCUGACUGUAGCUGUUCUUGUUCUAAUGGCGUUACUGAGGACAGAGCGCUCGCCAGCUGUGCUUCAUCGACCCAAGGCUGGGUGGUCAACGAAGCGUUUUAACCAACAGAUGUUGCUGGUGAGCUUCAACCCUGAUCUGUGAGACCUGACAUAGACAGGUGUAAGGUCUCUCUGAAUUAACCACAGGUGAACUCCAAUCAAGGUCCACAUGGAAGAGUCACCAGAAUAAACCUGACCUUUGACCUCAUCACUGAAGUCAAGUCUGAAGUCUGGAGAGCAACAUCUGGAAAAGCCAGAUGUGUUUUGCAAUCAAGUUAAAACAGAGAUCUUUGGUCACAAUCACCAAAGCGAAACUAUCAGUUUACAUUCCUGCAAUGAAUCAAUAGUUUAGAAUUAAACACUGUAUAACUGGUAAAGCAACAAUAUUUAUCAGAGGAGAUCUGACGAAGCUCCACCCCUCACCUGAUUCACCUGAGACAAACCAGGAAACAGUUUGUUCUUCUUCACUAAAGAGACACAGACUGAAAAGAUCAGAUUCACCUUCAGACCAAACCAACAACUUCCUCUGAGUGAGUCCAGCUACAGGAGAGAGACGUGGGAAACUACAACACUGCUGCUUCAACCUGCUGAAACUCCACACUGAAGCGUCACUCAGACUAAAUGGCUUCCAGAUCAGAGGAGGAUUUCUGCUGUCCUGUCUGUCAUGAGGUCUUUAGAGAUCCUGUUGUUCUGUCAUGUAGCCACAGCUUCUGUAAAGACUGUCUGAAGAGCUGGUGGAGAGAGAGACCAACACGUGAGUGUCCAGUUUGUAAGAGAAGAUCCUCAAAGGAUUAUCCACCUUUUAACCUGGUUCUAAAGAACCUGUGUGAGGCCUUCAAACAGGAGAGAGAUCAGAGAUCUUCAGAGUCUCUCUGCAGUCUGCACUCUGAGAGACUCAAACUCUUCUGUCUGGACCAUCAGCAGCCAGUUUGUCUCGUCUGCAGAGAUUCAGAAAAACACACCAACCACAGAUUCAGACCCAUCGAUGAAGCCGUUCGACAACACAAGAAGGAACUUCAGGAAACUCUGGAGCCCUUAAAGAAGAAGUUAAAGGGUUGUGAACAAGUUAAAGAGGAGUUUGAUCAAACAGCAGAACACAUUAAGGUCCAGGCCCAACACACAGAGAGGCAGAUUAAGGAGCAGUUUAAGAAGCUGCAUCAGUUUCUAGAGGAGGAAGAGGAGGCCAGGAUCACUGCUCUGAGGGAGGAAGAGGAGCAGAAGAGUCAGAUGAUGAAGGAGAAGAUGGAGGCUCUGAGCAGAGAGAUAGCAGCUCUGUCACACACAGUCAGAGCCACAGAGGACGAGCUGAGAGCUGAAGACGUCUCAUUCCUGCACAACUACAAGGUUACAGUGGAAAGAGUCCAGCAGCGCCUCCUGCUGGAUGAUCCACAGCUGGCUCUGAUAGACCAGGCCAAACAUCUGGGUAACCUGACCUUCAGCAUCUGGAACAAGAUGAAGGACAUGGUCUCCUACAGUCCUGUGGUUCUGGACCCAAACACUGCUCAUCCAGACCUCAUCCUGUCUGAGGAUCUGACCAGUGUGAGUCAUGGAGAGAGACAGAAGCUUCCUGACAAUCCAGAGAGGUUUGAUAACUUCCUCAUUGUCCUGAGCUCUGAGGGUUUUAACUCAGGGACUCACAGCUGGGAUGUUGAAGUCGGAGACAAUACAUUCUGGUCACUGGGUGUUUUAGCAGAGUCUGUCCAGAGGAAGAGAAUUAUGUUGGCUGGAUUCUGGAGAAUAUGGUUCUAUGACGGUAAAUACUCAGCACAUUCACCACCAGCUCCAUCCACUGAUCUGUCAGUGAAGAAGAAGCUCCAGAGGAUCAGAGUGAAUCUGGACUGGAACAGAGGAAGAUUGUCGUUCUCUGAUCCUGAUACUAACACACACAUACACACCAUCACACACACUUUCACUGAGAAGCUGUUUCCAUACAUUAGCACCGUUGAUGGACUGAAGAUCUCACCACUGAAGGUCUCUGUGACAGUGGAACAGAGCAGUUAGAGAUAAAGAGGAUGAUCAUAUUUAUAAUGUUGUUUAUGUCUUAAAGGGAAAAGUCAGUGAAUUUAAGUUGUGAAGCUGCACCUGUCCUCCUGCUGCCUCAUUACUGCAAAGCUCUGUUUAUGUUUCUUUUAGCUCUCACUGUCUCUUAUUUUCUUUUUAUUGUUGUUUUAUUUUAACACGUUGCUUUUUAUAUCUAUUCACAACGCUUUUAAUCAAACCAGAAUUGAAUGGUUUCCAGUAUGAAAUGACUCCCAGCAGCUGGGUGACCAGUGGGAAUAAUAAAGGGCUCCUGGGGCUGUUCAGUAAUCCACCCAAACUGAAGCAUGUUACUGAUUUUAAUUGAACUGAUUUAAAUGAUAAACUGCAGAAUUUAGAGUGAAAAUAGUGCAACCAUUACCUGUGUGUUAUGAGAUUUACAAAUGUCAAUAAAGUUUUUUCAAGUGAAAGAAAUGUGCACUUCACUUGUGCAUUUGUCUCAACAAACCACAGACUGUAUCUGUCUCUCUCUUUAUGUACAAUUUGAUUAAAGGAGGCAGCAAAGUCUCACAAACCUUAAACUCUGUGAGAAAAGCAACAUUUUGUCACUUAAUAAAUUUGGUUAAAAGAAAAAAAAGAAAAGAUUUAAUAAAAACCACAAGAAUGUGUUUCGUCAGCAUGAAAAUCUUGUAGCUGUUCACCUUUGAGGUCAGUCUCCCCCUCAGCAUGAUGCUGCCUCCACCAUGCUUCACUGUUGGGACGGUGUUGGGCAGGUGAUGAGCGGUACCUGGUCUCAUCCAGACAUGACGCUCAGAACUCAGGUCAAACAGUUCAGUCUUGGUUUCAUCAGACCAGAGAAUCCUGUUUCUCACAGUCUGAGUCCUUUAGGGAAAUGUCCAGCAGACAGACAGAGAGGGACAGUUCAACCUUUAUGGCUUUUGUCCCUUUACGUCCGAUGACCAUUCUGACUGUGGCUGUUCUCUUUUACGGCUUCCAGGAAUUCACGUUUAGCACCAACAAAAUCAGUUCCCU
Seriola aureovittata is the source of this 3095-nucleotide messenger RNA. Its product is annotated as nuclear factor 7, brain-like. The coding region runs from base 708 to 2087 and encodes 459 amino acids. The record is from RefSeq and is a predicted model, not a curated record. Gene Ontology annotation, molecular function: zinc ion binding; protein binding. Lineage: Eukaryota; Metazoa; Chordata; Actinopteri; Carangiformes; Carangidae. The transcript has 2 exons.